Diospyros lotus (date-plum) is the source of this 1630-nucleotide messenger RNA. RefSeq lists its product as uncharacterized. Bases 448 to 1269 code for a protein of 273 amino acids. Lineage: Eukaryota; Viridiplantae; Streptophyta; Magnoliopsida; Ericales; Ebenaceae. Gene Ontology annotation, biological process: lipid homeostasis. The transcript has 9 exons. Gene Ontology annotation, cellular component: membrane; endoplasmic reticulum. The record is from RefSeq and is a predicted model, not a curated record.
AAGACGCUCUAAUCUUGUCGCGCCUUCCCCUCGUUCGCUUUCUUUGGCCGGAGAAGUGUUCUUGUUUGUUUUUCCGUGAAAACAGAAGGCAGACUGUAACGUAUCUUUGGCUCAAUUGGGAAUUAAGCCGGGGCAAAUCACUCUAUUGAGUGCAUAUUUCUUUCCUUCUUCUUCCUUCUGAUUCUGGGGUCGAUUGAGAUUUCUUUUGCUUGUUUUCAAAGGAACUUUCUCCGUUCCAAAACUUAAAACCCAGUUUAACUUUGGCAAUGAGACGACUGAUGAGGGAAGCGGGCAAAGGAAGACGAGAAAAGAAAAGAAAGAAAGAAAGCGCAACUUCUUUUUCUAGGUUCUGCCGUUUCGUUUUCUUGUUCAUAUUGAGACCAGGGAAAGUAAUAGGAAAUACAGCAGAGACCAUAUUGUUGAGAUUUGUGCACGGAGGAGUAAGUCAUGUUGCAGGCAGUUGAAGGAGCUGUCAUGGACCAGAGCCCCGUACAGUUGCUUCUUAAGGGCUAUCUAUUUGCAGAUCCUCUUAUCCCUUACAUUUCUGUUAUUGCUGGCAUUUGUGCUUCUAAAAUGGUCUAUAGUCUUAGCCAACUGAUCAGUGGAGUUUAUCUCAAGAGCUAUCCCAGCCUUUCCCAGUCGCAGAAAGUUGAAUGGAAUAACAGGGCAAUAUCUACAUUUCAUGCCAUUUUUAUUACAACUGUGGCGCUAUACUUCACGCUCUGUUCAGAUCUCUAUUUCAGCGACCAGUUUGGCAUCCCUAUUACAUUACGAAGUUCUUCAUUUUCCACAUUUGCAUUGGGGGUAUCUGUUGGUUACUUCCUUUCUGACCUUGGAAUGAUAUUUUGGUUUUAUCCUUCUCUUGGUGGACUGGAGUAUGUGGUCCACCAUCUUGCUUCUGUAAUGGCAGUAGCAUAUGCCAUGUUGACUGCAGAGGGACAGCUCUACACCUACAUGGUUCUAAUUUCUGAGACAACUACUCCAGGAAUCAAUUUGAGAUGGUAUCUUGAUGCAGCUGGGAUGAAGACUUCUAGAGCAUACCUCAUCAACGGGAUUGUGAUGUUCAUCUCUUGGAUGGUUGCCAGAAUCCUGUUGUUCAUCUAUCUGUUGUAUCAUGUCUAUCUGCAUUAUGAUCAGGUUGAGCAGAUGCGGACACGGGGGAUAUUCUUGGUGGUGGCAGUGCCAUUGGUACUUUCCAUCAUGAACUUGAUGUGGUUUGGGAGGAUUGUGAAGGGAUUAAAGAAGACUUUGGCUAAAAAGAGGGACUGAAGGGAAGGUGCCUCCCCCCGCCACUCCAUCCAUUAAAAUUGAUGCUGCAAAGAGUAAAUACCAUAGAAUUCCUUCCCAUUAGGGGUACACCACCCUGCUUGCUUGUGCAUUCCUCCCUCCCUCCUUCACCCUCCUCCUGUCUUUCUAUUCUACCCAGUGUAAAUACAAAAAGAGCUGAAAAAUAAUGGGAGUUUCUUGCUAGCUGGCUAGCUAGCUAUUUCCAUGAACCUGAGAUGAAGAAUGCGGAAGUUGAAGGAACAGAAUUGGAAUUAACUCUAGAAAUGAGAUAUAACAAAAGAGAAAAAUUGAUGCUAGAACUAGAAGAAGAACAAUCCAAUCAAUCAAUAUAUGGGCAGAAAUU